CCCGGCAGUGAGGCGGAACGUUGGACUCCGCGCGGGAGUCUCGUGCGUCCGACGAGACGCUUCCUUGCUAAGCUGGCUCGGCCAGCCUGCCUGGCUCGCUACUUCCUUUUACUUCCUCUCUCUUAUAUACCCUCUUACCAUAUAUACUCGCUUCGGGCAAUUCUCGUUCGAGACACGCGACUUAACCCUAUAUCGUCUCUCAUAUACCCGGACCAAGUGAUUCCUAUAUUUACAUAUAAUUAUUAUUAAUUAUUAUAAUAUAUAAAAAAAAGAAAGGAAUAAGAAGAAGAAGGGAUAAAAAAAACUACGCACUGCCCAAUUUGGCAAAUUACGGUUUUUAUAAAUAGAAAAAAAAAAUUACGCUCAAGCAACGAUAUGUGCGACAAAAAGAAAAAUAUUCAAAAACAGUUUAUAAGACUGAUUUGAUGUUCAGUGUGCUCUUUAAAUAUUCUCAUGUGUGUUAUGUAUACGAAAUUUAUUUCCGGAUAAUAUGUGUUUAAAGAAUAAAAUAAAAAAAAUUACAACAAAAUGAAGAAUACGAAUAGAAUGAAGAAUAGUAGAAAGACAAAGACUAGUAAACGGAUAAAAAAUAGUAUAAUAAAAAAGCAAAGAGUAACAAAAGGACAGAGAAUAAUAAAGAGAUGGAGAGUGUAAUCCCAAUGUAAAUGGAAAAAAACGAAAGAAAAGAGGAAUUUUCUACAAAGUAAAGUCACCUAAGAAAAAGAGAGAGAGAGAGAGAAACAAGGAUCAAAAAGAAAGCGUCGAGUGCUCUUGGAAAACGAAUUAGGAAUACAUAUCGAUUGGAUUUAUUUUUCUUUUCUUUUUUUUGUUUCGUUUUACGAAAAAUGCUAUACAAUAUGGCUGUGUAAAGUGAAAAAAAAGUGUAUUAUCAAAAAGUGAAAAACGAUAUUGUGUGGAAAAAAAAAUGAAAUAAAUAGAGUGGCGGAUGAAGAAGAAUCGAAGAUGUAGGUGGAUGAACGAAAUAUCGGAUAGAUUAGAUGUCCGAGGUGAUUAUUUGUCGGUGUUGGGAGCCCAAGGGGCCGUGCUGGUUAUCUUGCACUAGCCCAUGUCUCCCGAGUGAAAUAAAAGAAGAAGAAAAAGAAAAAUUAGUGUCAAGUUUAUUGUUUUGUUUCUCUAUUUUCGUUGACAACAACAAGUCAACGUUUUAUUGUUGGUAUAUAGUGUCGCACAAGUUGGAGCCUCAGCGAGGUUCCUUCUUGUUAUUGUGCGAGGCUGGCGAGCGCAAUGUGGCAAAGUGGGGGCAUGGGCACCCAUGCGGCCAACAAUCCAUGGAUGAAAUUAAUGGGCAUUGUGCACAGCAAAGAACGAAGACAUCACGAAAAUGUUGCCGGUUCUGGAGCGCAAACAACUGGAACCAAUCUCAAUGCGGAACGGGGUCUCAAUCAAUCGCUGCCAAAGCUCAGCAGCCAGGACGAAGAUGGGCCAAACGCUCACACCCAAUACACAGGCGUCACACACUUCGAGCCCAUACCACACGAUCAUGACUUUUGCGAGAGGGUCGUCAUCAACGUGAGCGGACUAAGGUUUGAAACGCAAUUGCGUACAUUGAACCAAUUUCCGGACACACUGCUUGGCGACCCAUCAAGGCGGAUCCGUUAUUUCGAUCCGCUUCGCAAUGAAUACUUUUUCGAUCGAAAUCGACCCUCCUUCGAUGCGAUUCUCUAUUACUAUCAAAGUGGUGGAAGACUUCGCCGUCCAGUCAACGUACCCCUCGAUGUCUUCUCCGAGGAGAUUAAAUUUUACGAAUUGGGAGAGUUGGCCACGAAUAAAUUUAGGGAAGACGAAGGUUUCAUCAAAGAAGAAGAAAAGCCGUUACCGUCGCACGAAUAUCAAAGAAAAAUUUGGCUAUUAUUUGAAUAUCCAGAGAGUUCGCAGGGGGCGAGAGUCGUUGCCAUCAUAUCCGUGUUCGUGAUUCUCCUCUCGAUUGUAAUAUUUUGUUUGGAAACACUUCCCGAAUUUAAGCAUUAUAAAGUGUUCAAUACGACGACAAACGGUACAAAAAUCGAGGAGGACGAAGUGCCGGACAUUACGGACCCGUUCUUCCUAAUAGAAACUAUUUGUAUAAUCUGGUUCACAUUCGAGUUAUCGGUGCGCUUCCUCGCCUGUCCAAAUAAGCUAAACUUCUUCCGUGACGUUAUGAACAUCAUUGAUAUCAUCGCCAUCAUUCCUUAUUUCAUCACAUUGGCAACUGUUGUCGCCGAGGAGGAGGACACAUUACAUUUGCCGAAGGCACCUGUUAGUCCACAAGACAAAAGUACGAAUCAAGCGAUGUCCCUCGCGAUUCUCAGGGUGAUACGACUGGUCAGGGUGUUUCGAAUAUUCAAACUGUCCAGGCAUAGUAAAGGUCUUCAAAUUCUUGGCCGAACUCUAAAGGCAUCAAUGCGAGAGCUCGGUCUGCUCAUUUUUUUCCUUUUUAUCGGUGUGGUGCUAUUCUCAUCAGCGGUAUACUUCGCGGAGGCUGGCUCCGAGAAUUCGUUCUUCAAAUCCAUUCCGGACGCGUUCUGGUGGGCCGUUGUCACGAUGACGACCGUGGGCUAUGGUGACAUGACGCCCGUUGGUGUGUGGGGGAAAAUUGUUGGUUCAUUAUGCGCGAUUGCUGGUGUAUUGACGAUUGCUCUACCCGUUCCUGUCAUCGUUUCCAAUUUCAACUACUUUUAUCAUCGUGAGACUGAUCAGGAGGAAAUGCAGUCGCAAAAUUUCAAUCACGUGACUAGCUGUCCUUAUCUUCCUGGCACACUAGGUCAGCACAUGAAGAAAAGCUCGAUGUCGGAGUCGUCAUCGGACAUAAUAGAGCUGGAGGAGGGUCUUACAAUAACUCCCCAUGCGGAGGUUACGAAAAAACCCAUCUACAAUCCUCUCCAUAACAAUAACAUCAACGUAGCCUGCAUGAUCGUUGAGACUGACGUCUGACUACUAGCGAAGGAGACGGUGGAAACGUGGUGGCUGGUACUAGAAGAAUUAUUGAAGAGAAUCCAUUCCGUGCGGUUCCUGGUAUAGGGCUUUCUACUCGAGUUAAAAAGAGAAAAAAAAAAGAACGGACAGAUGAGUGACUGUCCAUUUUUAUGCUACAAAAGAAGAAGAAGAAAAAAAAUUGGUUCUAUACUACCGGAACAGAAGGGAAAAUGCAUUCGCAUAAUAGUCCUAAUGAUAGAUACGCUUGUUAGGCGCGCGCACCCCCCUCCCUUGAAGGGAUUUUACAAGACAUGAAAUCACUUUGCGCCCCACACCACCGACUCCAGUGUUCAAAAAACAAAAAAAAAAAAAACGAAUCUCUCCGUAAACGCCGCUCACUCCUUCACAAAUUCCCUAAGAAGAAGAAAAAAAUCAUCUAGAGGGAGAUAGAAGAGGAUUUAAUUAUCAGUGAGCAGGUAUCGGAGCCAUACCAGAUAAUACUUAUUAUUAUUAUUAUUAUUAUUAUUAAAAAAGAAAGAAAAAAAAUAUUAAUUAAUUAUUAGAUUUAAGAAACAAAAAAAAAAAAAGCGAUAUUAUACGUCUUUAUGAGCGAGUUAACGAAAAAGAAAAACCAAAAAGACUAUAGAAUACGCGUUUUACGGCAGUGAAAAUUUUUUAAACAAAGUCAUUUAUAUGUGAUAGAUGCAUUGUCUGCGUCUUAAUAGUAAUUAUACUUUUUAAAAAAAAAAUAUCAACGUCUAUAUAGAGAAUUUUUUAAUCUUUUUCUCUUUAUAGACAUUGAUUUCUUUUUUUAUCAAGUGUACGCGAUGCUCCAAAAAAAAAAACCAUUGCGCGACUAUUAGGAUGAAAUCGUGGAAUAUCUGUCACGCUUCCACCAUACACCGCAGAUAGUUCUGCAUUUGCACGUGAUAGUCUGAUUUCCAUAAUAUGUAUAUAUAAAUAAAAAAAAAGGUAAACAAAGACAAAGUAAUAAAAAAAAAAAUGACCGCAGUGAAAAACGUUGAGAAUAUUAUAAAUAUAUGAUAUAAAUAAAUAUAUAUAUAAUAUAUAUAUGAACGGAGAAACGGUAAAAUCUAAAUAUAUAUAUACAUAUAUUAUAUAUUAUAUAUAUUAAAAAAUGAAAAAAAAACAGAUGCUCCGAACUAAAUAUUUUCUUUUUUUUUUCAUCGAUGUUCACAAUCUCCAUUCGUCAAUCGACGCGCGUAUGCAGGUCAUCGUUAGUCCACUUGCUGACAAUGCGAUUGUACACCGAUGUUUGUAAUAUAUAUAUAGAAAGAGAGAGAGAAAGAGAGAAUGCAGUGAAAUGGUGCGACGUCGAACGUAAAUCGUUCAACCGAAUUAUUCCGAAAAAAAAAGGAAAAAGACUUCCUUGAAUAUUUUUUUAUUUUUUUGUUUCGUCUUCAGAAAAUAUUUCUCGCAUCUCUUUCUUUUAUUACUUAUAAUUAAUCAAAAUACAUACUUUUAUCUUAUUGAAAUUUUUUUUACAAAAUUGCUAUAAAUUUGCUUUUAAAUAUAAUUAAGAGAUAAUUUCAUAUUUUUUUUUUUAGAAAAUUGACAAUUUAAUAACAAAUACUUGACAAAAUAUUUAUUUUUUUUUACAUACAUUUAUUAUUUAUAAAUUAUCUUUAUUAUUAUAUAUUUUUUCUAUUGUUUUUUUAUUUUCUUGUUAAAAUCGAUACAGAAUUUUUAUUUAUUAUUUUUGCUGAAAUUAAAAAACAAAAGAAAAAAAAAAUUGUCGAAAUUUGUGCUUUUUAGUACAAGUGUGCCAAAAUAAAUUUCGUAUAAUAAACCUCGAUUUUAGAAAAGCUAAUUAGCUACAUUAUUUUUGAUAAUGAAAAUUAAUCUUCUCACCAGUGAAAAACAAAAUUUCAAAAUUAAAUUUUGUCAAUUUUUUAAAAUUUCAAAAUCGCAAGGCAAUUCUCAUUAUUUCAAAUAUGAAACAAAAAACGAAAUAAAUAGUUCAAAAAUUAAAUUCUAAUAGUAAAUUCAAAAUUUUGAAAAAAAAAUUUAUUCCAGUUUAAAAAACUAUAAAACUAAUUUAUGCAGUAAUGAAAAAAAAAUAAAAAAAUUUAGUCAAAAGAAAGAAAUGCAAAUUGAAAAUUAAAAAAAGGACGUCUUCUGAUCGGAAAAAUUCGGUGUCUUUUGAGAGGUACACAAAACAUUCCUGAUUAAAUAUAUUCGGUUAACCACUGAAGUCUUAAGCUUUAUCUUUAAGUCACAUUUUUUACUUACGCGAAACUCCGUAUUUUACAAAAAAAAAAAUAAAUAAAUAAAUAAAUAAAUAAUAUUAAUAAUAAAGAACGCUGUUAUUUGAAAAAGUGUAGCGUUAUCUCGUGUAUAAAACCAAGGAGCCAAAUUAAAUACAAAAAAAAAAAAUUGUCUCUCGAGAUGAUCGUUUAAAACAUCACAAGUGACAAUUUCAAGAAAAGAAAAAAAAAAUUAUUUCCUUUUUUCGCUCCCAAAAUCGAUGUGUGUUCGGAAUAAUAUGGAUCUGUUUUUUAUUAAAAGUUAAGACGGUAUUAACGCAAAUUCCAUCCGAAGUAGACGCUAUGCUAGAAAAAAAAAUUUUAAAUAUCGCGAAUGAUAGUUUACGAAUAUGUUAGUCUGUUUCGAAGAGAACAAAAUAAAAAAAAAAAAACCCAAAAAAAAAAAAAAAAACAAUGUUAAUGCGUGACAAAAAUUUUCUUUGUCACACUUUUUAUUUCUCGUUUUAUGAACUAUAAAAAAAAAUUUUUUUUUUCUUUCUUUCUGAUCCAGAAUUCCACGGUACCAUCUCCCUUUUACGCCUGGUAAACGUUUCAGUUUUGAACAUUCGAAUUUUUCAUCCCGUGAAUAAAAAUUAAUUUACAAAAAAAAAGUACCAAGAAACGCAGACGCGAAUUUUUUUUUUUUUUUUUGCAUUAGGGAAAAAAAUGUCUACCAGUUAAAUAAGGACUUUGUAAAGUGAAAUAGCGUUAAAAGCGUCUUACGAGUCAUUUUUUCGAGAAAAAAAAGAAUUUUUUUUUAUUGAUUAACGAAUUUUUUAUCUGAUUUUUUAAAUUUUUAUUUCGAUUAUUAUUUUUUAUAUUUUGGAAUUUUGUAAAAGAAAAGUAAUAAGAAUUAAGAGAAAAAACGGUAAAAAUUAAGAAACUAAUUUAUUUUUAGAAAAUAUAUUUUUUUUUCUUUGCUAAAAAUUAUUUUUAAAAAAGAAUUUUCUCCUUUUUCUCAAAAAUUAUUUUGUUUUUCCAAAUGUUUUUUUUUUGUCAAAAAAUGACCCGAUGUGACUAUAGAUAAAAAAAAAAAAAGUUGCGCCUAAUUUGAAUGAAAUCUGUGUGCUGCAGGUGAAAUUUUGCCUAAACAGCAAUUCGCCUAACUAAUUUGUAAUUUGCUACUUGAUAAAUUUUAUAUCGCAAUCAUUUUUUAAUUAAUCAAAUCAAGCAUCAUUAUAAAUGAACAAAAGAGAGAGAAAAAAAAAAACAAAUAACCGAGAAAAAAUGCACUCGCCCUGAAUGCUUCGUCAAAAAAAAAAAAAAAAUCAUUUUGCACAUCCUAUUUUCCAAAUUCUCAACUAUUUUUCUCCCACGAGAUUUAAAAAUAAAUUUUAAUUCAAAAUUUCAUAAAAGAAAUGCGAAUUUCAUUCAAAAAUUCUCGAGAAAAAUAGUGGAAAAUUUGGUUUAAAAAAAAAACAUAUAUACAUUGUGUGCCUCGUGCAAAUCACACAAAGAAACAAAACGAAAGUCUUCGCAGCUCAGAAGACAAUUUUAAUAUUUUAAAAAAUAAGUAACAUAUUGUGUGACUAAGACCUGCUUUACAAUGUGUCUUGUGCUUCCUAAUGGACAAUUUUAUACAAUUUUUUAUGCCAGUUGCCGCGGAGUAUAAUCUAUAAGGUCAUAAUGCAUUUUCUCUAUUCCAGAAAAUUGAACAUUAAUGAAGUGAAUUUGUUUCCAUCUCAAUGAAAUGUAUUUGUUUGAUUUUUUUUAAAUUUCCUUUCUUUAACAAAUAAAAAAUAGUUAAUUAUCAUAAUUAAAUUUAAAAAAAUGAAUUUUUCAAAAUAAUACAUUUUAUUUUAAAUAUAAUUAUAAUAAAAUAAAACAAAUUCAUUUUAUCAGUGAAAUAGAAACGAAUUUAAUUUCAAAAAAAAAAAAAAAAUAUGUCAAAAUGAAAUGAAUUUAUUUCCAUUUCAAAUGGAAACAAAAAUUUCAUUUUACGACAAAACGAAUUUCCCUUUCAUUUCCAAAAUGAAAUGAAAACAAAAAAAAAUUAUUCACUUUACAGACUCCUUAGAGAAUCUUUGAGACAUAUUCUCCGCAAAUGACUGGACAGUGGGCACUUCGGCCUGCAAGCGUUUCUUGUUGAGGAGAACCGUGAGAUUUUAUUGACGCCAAGUGUGUAAAAAAAAUUUUUAUAUUAAAGAAAAAAAAACCAAAAAAAAAAAAAAAAAACUAUAGAAAUGAAAACGCGCGGUGUAAAUGAAUUCUGCGAUGUGCCCUGAGAGUGCAAAUUGAAACAUUAUUGCGCGAAUGUAUUAUGAAUUAUUAUAUAAAUAUAUAAAUGGUUGAGAAGAGCUUAAAGCCUAAUAAUCGAUUUUUAGGACCGUAUCGAUCGCAACUCUGCUUUUAUAUAUACAAAAAAAAAUAAAAAUAAUAAUGGUUGUAUGAGUUAUGUAACUACGCUAUUUAAAAAAAAGUAACGUAGUUUUUAAUACGAAUUGUAAAAUGUAAAUGUCACAACUUACAGUAUUCUCCGAGUUACUCGACGUUCUAGCUCAAAGUAAACUUUAACAAACAAACAAAAAAAAAAAAAGAAAAAAAAUAAUAAAAACAACAAGAAAAAUUGUACCACGCCUACACGAAGAAAAAAAAAGAUUUUUCCGUCUUAGCGGAAUGCUAAAAUGAAACUUAUUAUAGUACCGACUGCAAAGAUACGAAAAAAAAAAAAACAGAAAACAUUGAGAAAGUAGCUCUUGUUUCUUAUUAUAAAGAAAAAAAAAUCUAACAAGUCGAUCAUAGUAGGACUUUGGCGAUAAUAAACGCAAAAUUUACAAGUGCUGGCUUUUAUAUAGUGAAAAAAAAAAAUUGUAGCAACGUUUCCCGUACGACAAAAAAAAAGAAUAUUUGAUAGAUUUUUAGAAUUCCAAAUAUUUUUCUCCGUGUAGGGCUGAUCUGCGAAAUUUUCAUUUUUUCUCAUUCUAAAAUCCGUCUUUAUUAUUAUUUUUUCUUUACUCCAAAUGCCUAAUGCUUGAAUCUCAAAUCUUAUAUCGAUCGAAUCUCUCCUUUUUACUCUAUAAACAUGACUUUAGACAGUCUCUGUUAUUCUAAUAGUCGAAUACUUGGCGAUACGAAUAGAAAAAAAAAAAAAAUCACAGAACUAGCGAAAGAAACGGUGGAUAUCAUCGCGAUCGAAUUUUCAACGAGGAACGAUUUCAAACUGAAUGAAUUAUUUUUCACAAAAAAAAAUAUGUCCCAUUUUCUUUCUUUUCAAUUUAAAUUUUAUUUAAAAAACUGUUUUAUUUUUCUUUUUUGUAAAUAAGUUUUAAAAAUUUUAUUUUACUUAUUUAAAAUACAAAAAAAUAUUUUACAAAAAAUUUUCCUUCAUUGAAAAAUAAAUUUUUCAUAUUGAAAUCGUUUUUAAUUAUCAAACUCAUACCACUUUUCUCGGUAGGGUCACAAUUUUCCAAAAAAAAGAAGAAUUUUUUUUCCAACCUCUCUUUCUUUUCAAGAGACAAAAUAAUGCGAAUUUUUCUAUUUUUUCCCCCUCCUAAUUGUUAAAGAAUAAUCGUAUUUUUUUGUAUCUUGGAUAAAAAAGAGAUUUUUUUUUUUUCUGAAAAAUUGUGUGCAUUAUGACCCUAUCUCUUUCUCACAUACAUACAUAUCUCUAUCUAUAUACUAUAAAAAAAAAUAUCAUGGCGUUUUCCAGAAGUGUUACACGAUUAUUAUUUUUUUUUUAUACUGAAGAAAAUUAAAAAAAAAAAAUGAAAAACUGCUUGCACCUGUAAUAAUUUGCUCAUUACAAUUUAAGCAGCUAAAACUUGCCAAAAAUAAAAAAAAAAACUGGAGAUAUUUCAAUUUUUCAGAACGUCCUUUCACAAUCAGAGCAAUUUUAAUCAAUCUAUACAGAUUUUGAAUUGAACUCGAAUUCGUAUUCCACAAUUCCGUCCAUUGUUUUUCGAAUUCUGCAUAGAGGAAAAAAAAAAACAUUGCUAAUUCUAAAACGCGUUGCUUAUCAUUUUCAUUUUUCCUCUUAAAUUUCUCUUAUUCUUAUUCUUUUUCUUUCUCUACUUAUUUUUUUAAUUUGUUAUUUUUUUCUCUGAAUUUUUUUUGUCAGUUGCCCUUUUUUGAAUUCAUCAAAUUCGAAUUUUUCGCUAAAUUUUAUAUUAAAAAAAAUCACUCUCAUUUUUUUUUCUUCUCAUCAUAAGUAACAAAAUGCAAUGAUUGAUGAUGAUUUCAAGUCUGAGAAAUGCCAGGACGCAAUUGAAAAAAAUCAAAUAAAUUUUUUAUUUUGAAAAUUCGCCCAAAUAAAUAUAAAAAAAAAAAACCUGAUAAGCUCAACUAUCGCGCAUUCGUAAUGAGAAAAAAAGGAAAAAUUUUUUUUUUAUUAUUUUUUUUUUUUGCAUUUACUAUCUAUCGAGAAGAGUACCAUUUUCAUAAAAAUGCUUUAAAAGAAAAAAUUAUCUCGCGUGUAUAGUCGAUCCAUAUAAUGGCACAUACUUGAUUCGAUAAUUUUAUUAAUUUUGGAAAAAUAAUUAAAUUAAAAAUUAAUUAAAAUAAUUAAAUUAUUAAUUAUAAUUACAUUAUUAUUAAUACAAUUAUUAAUUAUUGUAUUAUUAUUAUUUUAUUAAUUCGUUAAUAAUUAAAAUAAAAUCGAAUUUAACAAAAAAAUUGAAUUAUGUAAAAUUUAACAAAAAUUAAAAUGUAAUUUUUCGAAUGUCAAAGAGUGUCAAUAUUAUGGAUCAUUGCUAAAUUAAUGAAAAAAAAGCAUCCUUUAAAAAAAAAUUUCUCUUCGUCAUUAAUGUACACUAGAGAGUCUCUUUAAAAAUAAUUUUUCUUGUAGAUAGCUAAAAGAUCAUUAUUCUGUAGAUAGAGAAUUAAUCAUAAUCAAAGAAAGGUUUCUUCUCGUAUCGAAGAAUUUAGGGUAGGAUCGUUACUUGAUCAUUAUGCUAUUAUUCGUAUUUUUUAUUAUCGAAUUACAAAAAAAUAAAAAUAAAUUCGUUGACGAAUUUACAGUGGUAAUCGGCGUUAUAACACAUUAACAAGUACAAAGAGAAUGUUAAGUGACGUUGAUUUUUACUGUGUAAACGUGUAAACUUCCAAAUAUUCUUGACCAAAUAAUCAAUUGUACGAUUAAAAAGCGCCAUUAAUUAAUGAAAACAAAAAAAAAAAUAAAUAAAUAAAUAAAAAUGAAAUCAUUAUAGGAAAAAUAAUUCUUAACUUCAUUGUUCUCAGAGCCAAUCGCUAUUAUCGCUAAUUUAUAAAUUAAAACUGCUGAACAUUAAGGCGUGACAAAAUUGAAAAUUCCCAUCAUUUAUUUUUUUUAAAUAAAAAAAAGAAAAAAAAAUAUAUAAUAUGAAGUCUGUGUUCAAAGUCAAUACUCUGUAUGAAGUUACGAUAAUUAUUAAAAAUUAUGUCGUUACGAAUAUUAAUUAGAAAAAAAAAAAUGAACUGUCGAUGACAAUUUUAUUGUAAAGUAGUUAAGAGUUGUUAAAUAAUUUAUCAAAAUAUUGUUAAUUGUAAAAAAAAACUUUUUUCUCAUCUUUAUUAUUAAUUAAUAUUAUUUUUAUUAUUAUUAUAAUUAUAAUUAAUAAUUAUUCUUAUUGAUAAUUAUUGCUUUAUUCUCGAUUCGCCAGAUUUCAAAUAUAAUAAAUGUACAUACAUUUUUAGAAAAAAAAAAAAAAUAAUAAUACUUUUGUAAAUAAUGUGCAAAGUAUAGUAUUCUAAUUCUAUUUUAGAAUAUAAUUGUUAUAGUGAUGUAAAAAAAUUUCCAAUUCUGGAAAUUUUUGGAAGUGUCGAGAAUAUUUGAAAUAUUUUAUAAAUAUAAAUAUAUUUGUUAAUUGUUAAAUUUUUUAAUGGCUGUGUUAUAAAAAAUUGUUAAUUUUAGUUUCAAACUCGAAAAUUCAAAAACUAUAGAAUUAUUUUAAAAAAUUAUAUAAUUACUUCGUGAAAUAUUUGUUAAAAUAAAUUUAUUGCCAUAAAUUACAUUGUAAAUAUGUAUAAAUAAAGUUAAAUAAAAUAAAAAUAAUUUUUAUUCAAUUAAAGUAAAAAUCAUCAAAAAAAAAAUUUAAUACAAAAAAUAUUAUUUUUACGUAUAUAAAAAUCGAAAUUAAAAAUUAAAUAAAUUAUAAGUAAAAAAAAAUAAAAUUUGUGUAAAUUAAAAAACAUAUGAAAUGUUUCAAGUAUUUGAAAAAUAUUUCCACUUUACAUCACAAAUUCCUAAAAUAAAUAUAAAUUUCCAUUUUGUCCGCCUUAAUGGUUUUCCCUUUGAACCAAAAAAAAAAAAAAAAAGAAUGAAUAUUUAUCGGUAAAAAUGGGAAUGAAUAUGUAAUUCAGAUGGAUAAUAUGAAAUCUUUUAUUAUUGAAAGAUAAAUAAAAAGAAAAUAUAAUGCACGUUAAGCAGAAAAAGAAAAAAAAUAUAUAUAUCGAAAAAAAUAAAAUCCAAGCGAAGUGUGUGGUGAAUUAGGGAAAAGCUGUACAAAAAAAAAACAAUCUGCCAGAACUCGGUUCGAAAAUCAGAAAUUCUUUUUAUUGUCAGAGACGAAAGUUCGAAACUGAAACAUAAAACUGUACGCAAACGAUCCUUCCAACCCGUCACACGUGCCGGAGAAAAACCUAUUCUAGUCAUAUAAAAAAAUUAAUCGACUGUAUUAUUCUAUACUGUAUACGCACGUUACUGUUAUAUUUACGUAUGGGGUUGUUGCCAAAAAAAAAAAAAAAAAAAAAAUGAAAAAUAUCACAUUUUAUUUCAUCUUAUUUUUAAAAAAACCAUUUAGGACAAAAUAUUCUAAUUUUUUUCCAUUUUUAUUUGACUAAAAAAAAAUUAUUUUUAAAAGUAUUAAUAAAUUUUUUUCUUUUAAUUUAAUACAAAAAAAAUAAUUUUCUUAAAAAAGAAAGAAAUAUUUUGAGAUAAUCGAGAAAAUUUAGUCAUAAUUUUAAAAAAAAUUUCAUCAAUCGUACAGUUUGUCAUUUUACUUCCUGACAGACCUUCCCCCCAUUUUUUUUUUUCCCCCAGAAGUUUUUUGCACCGCAGCGAAAAUUCUUAAAAAGAAAAAAAAUCUUUUUAGCCUAUAUUUAGAGAAGAUAAAAAAAACAAA
This is a messenger RNA of Leptopilina boulardi, 12217 nucleotides long. RefSeq names its product potassium voltage-gated channel protein Shaker (gene shaker). Gene Ontology annotation, molecular function: protein binding; delayed rectifier potassium channel activity. The transcript is spliced from 9 exons. NCBI's taxonomy places the organism in Eukaryota, Metazoa, Arthropoda, Insecta, Hymenoptera, Figitidae. The record is from RefSeq and is a predicted model, not a curated record. Gene Ontology annotation, cellular component: voltage-gated potassium channel complex; membrane. The coding region runs from base 1246 to 2931 and encodes 561 amino acids. Gene Ontology annotation, biological process: protein homooligomerization; potassium ion transmembrane transport.